This is a messenger RNA of Chelmon rostratus (copperband butterflyfish), 2509 nucleotides long. RefSeq names its product cyclin-K-like. Gene Ontology annotation, molecular function: cyclin-dependent protein serine/threonine kinase activator activity. Gene Ontology annotation, biological process: regulation of transcription by RNA polymerase II; positive regulation of DNA-templated transcription, elongation. The record is from RefSeq and is a predicted model, not a curated record. The transcript has 10 exons. Bases 612 to 1820 code for a protein of 402 amino acids. Lineage: Eukaryota; Metazoa; Chordata; Actinopteri; Chaetodontiformes; Chaetodontidae. Gene Ontology annotation, cellular component: cyclin/CDK positive transcription elongation factor complex; nucleus.
UGGCGUCCGGGUGUCUUUGUGUGGAUAGGAUGGUCUAUUUGCCACUGAGGUACGCGGAUACUAUCACAGCGGAUUCUGAAUAUUUGACUUUUUAUACAUCAGUGGAAUUCCUCUCGUAGAUAUCUCAAUACUAUGUAAAAUCAACAGUAGCUAGGUUGAACAAAUUGUGUCGCGGUUUUGGUAGCUAGUUGUUUUUGCCUCUUCUAUUGCUCUACAGUGGAUGUAGUAGUAGCUAGUAGCAUCUCUCGUUCGCCGACUGACUGGAACAGUUGCUAUCAGGUUCAAUGCGGUUUUCUUCAACGAGAAAAUUCAGCUCCAGCCCAAAGUCCUGCUGCUAGCGGGACAAACAGGACCCGCUCACCCUGGACCUCAUCAGACCCAUCUUAUUCUGGGACAGGAAGGACCCGGCCACCCUGGACCACAUCAAACCAUGCUGGUACUGGGACAAAAAGGACUUGGCCCACACUCCAUCCCAGUCAGAGGGACUGGACCCUGCCACUGAGGCCCGGUACCGCCGAGAGGGGGCUCGGUUCAUCUUCGAUGUUGGCACACGGCUCGGGUUGCACUAUGACACACUGGCAACUGGAAUUGUUUACUUCCACCGCUUCUACAUGUUCCACUCCUUCAAGCAGUUUCCAAGAUAUGUGACAGGAGGAUGCUGCCUUUUCCUAGCGGGCAAAGUCGAGGAAACUCCAAAGAAGUGCAAAGACAUCAUCAAGACCGCUCGCAGCCUGCUCAAUGACAUCCAGUUUGCACAGUUUGGAGAUGAUCCCAAGGAGGAGGUGAUGGUGUUGGAGCGCAUCCUGCUACAGACCAUCAAGUUUGACCUGCAGGUGGAGCAUCCCUACCAGUUCCUGCUGCGCUAUGCCAAGCAACUCAAAGGUGACAAGAACAAGGUGCAGAAGCUGGUUCAGAUGGCCUGGACCUUUGUGAAUGACAGCCUUUGCACCAUGGUGGCCCUGCAGUGGGAGCCACAGAUCAUAGCGGUAGCUGUCAUGUAUCUGGCCGGACGUCUCUGUAAGUUCGAUAUCCAGGAGUGGACCUCCAAGCAGUCGUCCCGACGCUGGUGGGAGCAGUUUGUUCAUGAUGUGCCUGUGGAGGUGCUGGAAGAUAUCUGCCACCAGAUCCUGGACUUGUAUUCUCAGGCUAAGCAGCAGAUGCCUGAUGGAGGGAUCGGGUCUGGGGAAAACCUCCCGCAACCUUCCAUCCUGUCACCUUCAGUCCCACCACCAGCCAAGAAGGCCUCCCCUCAGACCAGCCCCAGACCAGCUCAGCCCUCUCCCAAAGAUGACAGCAAGGCCGUCAAGCUCACAAAUCUUGAACCUCCUCCACCUCCUCCUCCGCCCCCUCCUCCUCCAGUCUCCAUAAACCCAGAGCACAGACCACCUUCCUCCUACCCACCAGCCCCAGAUCUCCCCUCUAAACCACCCCCUCCACCUUUACCCCAAUGCCCACCUCCACCACCUCCUCCGCCUAAGGACCUCCCCACCUCUAAUUCCCUGGUGUCCAGCGAAGGCUACCAGAAACUCCAGUCCAUGAUGAAGACCGAGGGCUCCUGUUACACCGCUGUACCACAGGCCUGUGCCCCACCACUGGGCUACCACCAUUACCCCACAGGCACCGCUUCCUACCACACCCCCCCACUCUCAGCAUAUAGCUACCUGCUUGCACCUCCACCCCCCACAGUCAUGGGGCUGGCACCUAGUUUGAGUGGUGGGUACCCACCACCAUCAACUGUUGGACACAAUCAGCUACCCCCUCCACUGCCACCCGGGAUGCCUCCAGUCAGCGGGCUGAGUCGGGGUACGUGGAUGAGAUGAGUACGUCAGAGACAACAAAAGGCUCCGAAAAGUUCAGAUGAAAUGUUUUCAAAUAGUUCUGAUUGAUAUCGAAUCACCACAUUAGGCAACUCUAAUGGUUUGAACAUUUUCAUGUUUUAAGAUAAACACACCUGCAUUGUUGACAGUUCUUCAGAAAGUCUUCAUUAUGUGAUGAUAUGGAUCAGACAGAGUUACACAGAGUUAACAGAGUCAUGAGGUAUGGGUUACUGUCUUCAGUUUUCACAUCUGCUGUAUCUUCUGCUCAGAAAAGUCUCUUUUUACUGCCUCAUGUCCUCUUUAAAUAUUGAUAGGAACACUAUUUUGUUGCUUUGCCAUGUGGGAACGCCCCCUCAUGUCAUUUGAUCUAGUUGAUUUGAUUUUAGACAUUUUUGGUGUUGAAUAGCACAUGUGGAGUUUUAUACCGUUCUCUUUUUAUUGGCCUCUUAACAGAUCGCAGCACUGUAACACGCAGCCUUUUUCACCCUUUUAAUGUUGUGUUUCUUUUGUGUGGGAAGUGCUUUGCAUUUGAGAACAAACAGCAACUGGUUCAGUUCAGUUCACACAGAAAUAUAUUUUCUUUGUCCAUUUUUAUUAACCUGGUUUCUAAUGGCAGUUUUUUCAUUUGUUUUAUUUGUAAAGGAAGCCCUACAUGAACUUCAACUAGGUAGAAUGUAAUAAAACCACCAAGA